CAGCUGCACUUUUGUCUCACUCUAUCAACAUUACUGUCAGCUUUUUAAGCAACCUUACCUCAAGUUGAGUCACGAGUUGAGUCACGAGUGAGUGAGUGAGUGAGUGAAAAACACAAGAUUAGAACACAAGAAAAGAAGCAAACUUUACUGGUACCCAGUAGAAUGGAGAAGGCGUUAACAAAAGUUAGCAGCUUGAAAGUUGGACUUGGCAAUUCUUGGAUCUCUAAGAAAGCCAAGGAAGAGUUGUCUAAUAUAACUGAUGACUUCUCUAUUUUCUCAAAUACUGUUGAAGAAAAGGCAAAGUGGGUUUUUAACAAGCUCAAAGGAAAGCCAGUGAAAAGCUUGCCUGAGCUCCUGCGAGAGUAUAAUUUACCAUCUGGACUUUUUCCCCAGAACAUAACCUGUUAUGAAUUUGAUGAAGCGAAGGCCAAGCUAGUUGUGUACUUACCUUCUGUAUGUGAAGUUAGCUUCAAAGACUCGUCUGUAUUAAGGUAUGCAACUCGAGUAAAAGCAAUCCUUAUGAGGGGAAAGCUUACGGGUAUUGAGGGAAUGAAGACAAAGGUCCUGGUAUGGGUUAAGGUCACAAGUGUAUCAAUGGAAGGUUACAAAUCCGACAAGGUGUGUUUUACAGCCGGCGUCAAGAAGGCUAGACCUAGAAUUGCAUAUGAUGUGCCACAAGCUGCUGUUAGAGCAGAUGAAUUUUGAAUUUAGUGAUUUUUUUGCCAGAAAGUAUUAAUUCAAGUUAUCACAUUGACAAACAUCAAAUGUCAUUCUAUGAAUAUAAUAUCAAAAUCUCAUCAUCUGUACUUCUAUAA
Molecule: messenger RNA, 815 nt
Organism: Mercurialis annua (annual mercury)
Lineage: Eukaryota; Viridiplantae; Streptophyta; Magnoliopsida; Malpighiales; Euphorbiaceae
Exons: 3
Coding region: 163-705 (180 amino acids)
Source: RefSeq, a predicted model, not a curated record